This is a messenger RNA of Exophiala xenobiotica, 2161 nucleotides long. RefSeq lists its product as uncharacterized. The coding region runs from base 187 to 2013 and encodes 608 amino acids. The transcript has a single exon. Gene Ontology annotation, biological process: FMN biosynthetic process; riboflavin biosynthetic process. Gene Ontology annotation, cellular component: mitochondrion. The record is from RefSeq and is a predicted model, not a curated record. NCBI's taxonomy places the organism in Eukaryota, Fungi, Ascomycota, Eurotiomycetes, Chaetothyriales, Herpotrichiellaceae. Gene Ontology annotation, molecular function: riboflavin kinase activity.
GGGAAAUCUGGCUGCUACCUUGCAAUGUCCUUGCAUUCCGGCUCGCAAGGAUCUUAAGAGGUUGAUCAGUUUCGUGCUCAUGUUCGACAUGGAUGUGAAGAUGCGGCAUCGGGCAAGGCCACCGCGAUCUAUCGGCUGAGCUGCUUUGAAUCGAGUCCACUGUCGAAUAUUUCCUCGACAAUCAUCAUGCCAUUAUCAAAGCGUUCCACAAACCUAUCUGAGGCGGAAAGCAGCAGGCGGCCGCGGCUCCCAGCAGUUCAAACCGAUGAUCGUAAUCACCAUGCCUCACCGGCCGAUGGUAUAUCAGUGGACGAACAGGCUGCUGUUCUCCAGGCAAUGUCACUGGACUCACCCCCAGGACUCGUCCAGUCGCCGAGCAGUUAUUCAACGGACUUCAGCCAGCCAAGUCCUGCUAUAACUUCUGCCCCAACCCCUCCUCUUACCCCUACCACACCGACAUCUGCGACAUCAUCGAAAUUCAAGGCAGCGUUAGAAGAUGUCCGACAUUUUGCUGGUGGUCUCAUAGCUCACCCAUACGAGUCUACAAAACACUACUCCAUUCUGCGCCACUCCCAUGGCUUGGUCUACUAUAAUGGUUCCAGUACAAAUCUGGCAAUCACUAUCUUCUCUGACAGAGAGCUACCAGCGGACCGGACACUGUGGCUACAGCGCAAAGGAUUCUCUGGCAAAACCGGCCUCAAGAUUGGCGGAUUGCUAGGCGCCCGAAGCACAUGGAUCGAAGUGACACCCACUGUCAAAGCUACCCCUGAGCAGCUGAAUCCUACCGAUGAACGGGCAUGGCAGAGGGACAUCAAGAAAUUCCUGAAGAAGGCGCCCAAAGAGAUCCGUUCCCAUCGCGUCCGGGAGACCGAUGUCCUUCGCAUUCCCUGUGAUGCUGACGAUGGCUAUCUGAGAGUGGUCCUAUGCACUGCUGAAGGCAAGAAAGUGCUUUGUGGAAGUCCGGUCUUUCGACUCGCCUCGUCAACGACUGAGUUUAGCUCGAUUCGAGGUGCCUCACUCAAGACGAUGCCACUUGAGGCAGGCAUCAAGAUAGGCCAGAUCAUCGGCAACAAUAUAAUGUCAGCUACGUUGACACCACUCGCUGACCAAGCUCGGUCAACCGUCACAGAUCAGAUAUCACAGAUAUACCAGCCGAGUUUUGGCGUACAGGAAGCAGCGAGCUAUGCCUACGAUCAAAGUGGAGUACCAGACAAAAUUGACGAUAUCAAUCAGCAGUACGACGGCGCUCGUCAAGCCUCUUACGAUCCCGUCCAACAAGUAGCAUACGACGCCUUACAGCGACCGGACAUCGUAGGACCUCCUUCAGGUCCAGUGGCGCCAUUUCCCGUACGAUUCCACGGCAAGGUGGUACCAGGCACGGGACGAAGCAAAGCAAUGUUGAACGUGCCGACUGCCAAUUUGAUGGGGGUGCCUGAAGACACCCUGAUGCGGUACAAGGGCGUCUUUUUCGGCUGGGCAGCAGUCACUCUGUCCAGGAAGCCCGCAGUCGAGACGAACAUUUCCGAUGAUUGGCUCAAAGCCAUUAUUUUCAUUUCGCCAGACCCGGACAGGAGGAGGACAGUUUUGCACAAGAACAGCGCCCGAGUGUAUCUGCUGCACGAUUUUCAGGGCGUUCAGCUCUUUGACGCUAAGAUAUCGGUGCUACUGAUGGGUUACUUGCGUGCACUGCAUGAGCAGAGUCCAGAUGAGGAGCCAGAUGUCGAAUCGAUGCAGUUCGAUAUCUACAAAGACAUUGCAGUCACGACGGCAAGCCUGAAUCGACCUGCGUGGACAGCUGAGGCGACUUUGGAGCGCGACAAAUCUGCCGCGUCGAGUCGGUCCGUGAGCGAACGCUACAUCGAUUUUAGACAGAACACACAGAGACAGAUGGAUCGAAUGCCCGUCAACAGAUUGGGGAUCAGGACAGAAGGUGCCGUAUUGAAGGACAGAUUGAUUGGGUUAGGAGGAGUCUGGGUGCCGAGGCAGCCGUUGGCUUAUGCGCAAACUGCUUGAACCUUGAUUAAUGUAGCUAUAGAGCGAGGUAGAGAGACUUGGGGGAAAUUUGAAUAUCCUACGUACCUGCUCCGUAUAGCUUGGUAGGUACCUGGAUUACUGGAGAAGAACCUACAGUAAUUGCCAUUUACGGUUUGAUCCAAGUGGG